GAACCGAUCGACCUUCACGUAAAUAGUUGUACUGUUUACCUGUGCAGAAUAUUCAGUAUAAUUGCGUAAAAUAUUAUUAAGGAAAAAUGUACAUAAACAAAUGAUUGAUAUUCACAUUUGCUUGUAUUAAUGCAAUAUGUAUAGACACGAAGAAAAGUCGCACGCCGCAUCUUGAGAUGACAGUUCGCGCGUUCUACGUCAGCUGAUCAGCUGUUGCGACUUGUAAUUAAGCUGAUGAAGCUUUAGAUAAGGCUAGAUGUUUGCAUGAGCGUGGCUUAUCAGUAGUCAUGAGUGCUCGUCAUGAGUCGAGUACGUACGAGAGAGAACUGGAGUAAUUGAGUAAUCGAUAUGCAUAUGUGGUAUUGGUUCGGUGUGGAUCUGGGAAGCUUCCUGUUUCAAGGUUACAAUAUUACCACAGUAUGGGGUCUUGCGGCAACCUGCCUGGGUCUGGCUGCCCUUGCAAUACUGUACGAGGCCAUGAAGGUCUUUCAGAUCCACUUGCAAGAGUUUGGGAUCAAGUCUGUAUCUAGAACGGCCUCAGCCUCCUCCGAAAGUUCCUCUCUUCUGUCCAGAGUGACAUCAAAGAAUCUUAGAACUUAUACAAGAUGUGCAAUCUGCUCAAAAUGGACACUGCAAGUAUUACACUGGUUUCUUCACACCACACUUGGUUACAUUCUGAUGAUGGCAGUUAUGACAUACAAUGCUUACUUCACGAUCGCCCUUACAAUUGGAGGCUGCCUCGGAUACUGGGUGUUCGGUCCUACACUUGUACGAUUAAAUAUGCAACGAUUUUAUCGCAAACAAGCGCUUGUGAAAUGUGACGAGAACUGUACAAAUAACUUUACAAAUCCACAAAGACGUGAAUCCGCAGUUUCUAUUGUCGCAGAGCAAUUAGUCACCGAGGCAAAUAUUGAAGUGCAUGAAUCAAGAGAUACGUGAGUUUCAAUAUAUCAAACUUGAUAACGGAAAGUCUGAUAUUAUUUAAAGUAGUUAUUGUUAUACAUUACACAUUUAUAUAUAUAUAUAUAUAUAUAUAUAUAUAUAUUAUACAC
Messenger RNA from Nylanderia fulva, 1052 nucleotides. Its product is annotated as protein SLC31A2. The record is from RefSeq and is a predicted model, not a curated record. Gene Ontology annotation, cellular component: plasma membrane. Gene Ontology annotation, molecular function: copper ion transmembrane transporter activity. NCBI's taxonomy places the organism in Eukaryota, Metazoa, Arthropoda, Insecta, Hymenoptera, Formicidae. Gene Ontology annotation, biological process: copper ion transmembrane transport.